Vitis vinifera (wine grape) is the source of this 1035-nucleotide messenger RNA. Its product is annotated as vacuolar iron transporter 1. Lineage: Eukaryota; Viridiplantae; Streptophyta; Magnoliopsida; Vitales; Vitaceae. Gene Ontology annotation, cellular component: vacuolar membrane. The record is from RefSeq and is a predicted model, not a curated record. Bases 78 to 815 code for a protein of 245 amino acids. Gene Ontology annotation, biological process: intracellular manganese ion homeostasis. Gene Ontology annotation, molecular function: manganese ion transmembrane transporter activity; iron ion transmembrane transporter activity. The transcript is spliced from 4 exons.
CGGUAGCUUUACAAAAUUGGUACUAUUUCAUCCCUUUUAACACUUCCAUAUAAAAGCUGUGGGGUGGAGAGGGCAGAAUGGAAUCAAUGGAUGGUUCAGGGAAGCAGAAGCUGCUCCUAGAUGAUCAUAAGGAGAGGCAUUUCACGGCCGGUGAGAUCGUCCGUGACAUCAUCAUCGGCGUAUCAGACGGUCUCACCGUUCCCUUCGCCCUUGCCGCGGGUUUGUCCGGUGCCAAUGCCUCCUCUUCUAUCAUUCUCACCGCCGGCAUCGCAGAAGUCGCUGCUGGCGCCAUCUCCAUGGGACUCGGCGGGUACCUUGCGGCCAAAAGCGAAGCUGAUCACUACAUGAGGGAACUGAAGAGAGAACAAGAAGAAAUCAUCACUGUCCCUGACAUCGAGGCUGCGGAAAUAGAAGAGAUUCUAUCGCAAUAUGGUCUUGAGCCUCAUGAAUCUGCACCUGUGGUGAACGCACUCAGAAGAAGGCCUCAAGCUUGGCUUGAUUUCAUGAUGAAGUUCGAGCUGGGAUUGGAGAAGCCUGAUCCGAGGAGGGCAAUGCAGAGCGCAUUCACUAUUGCCCUUGCGUACGUGUUAGGAGGAUUUGUGCCCCUUAUUCCAUACAUGCUCGUUCCAAGGGCUGAAGAGGCCGUGAUAGCUUCGGUUGUUUUGACCUUGGUGGCAUUGCUAAUCUUCGGCUACGGAAAGGGUCGCUUCACUGGUAAUAAACCUCUCAGAAGUGCCCUACAAACUGCACUCAUAGGAGCUCUGGCAUCCGCUGCUGCUUUUGGCAUGGCUAAGGCUGUACGAGCAAUCCCCUAACGAGUAUACAUAAUAAGCUAGCUUUACUAGUUUAGAAUUUUAAGCUUGUAGUUCGCUUCAUUGUUCCAAGUUUGGACGAUUUCUAUGUUUGUUUCCAUUAAUAUGCACAAAACUAGCUGCAAAGCCACAAAUACUUGGUGACUUUUCUGGUUGGGUUACAAUGGUCUGACAAAUAUUCCUAGCAAUAGCUUGCUAAAAGAUCAACUCAAAUUUGGUUUCU